ACGGACAGUGUAUUAAGCUGGCAGUUGACCCUUAAUCACAGUCAAAAAAAGUAGAAGAUUAUGUGAUAAUUAGGUUAAGUUUCGGUUUGUUAUGUUUUAAUUUGUUUUUUCUCACAAUUUGAUUUAUGUUCACCCAAAUGAAUUCAUCAUUAGAAAUUAGAAAGCUACAGCCAGGUUAUGUAAGAGAACUGGCUCAAAUUUUAGAGUACGCUGAAUCCUGGAAACGUUUAAUGGCCAUAAUCCCCAAUCAUUUAGGAUCAAACACAUUCGUCUGCGAUAUAAAGAUAGACAACUUGCCAAAGUAUAAUUCGGAACACUUUAAGAUAAUCGAAAACGCAUCCCUAAAAUAUAAACGGUCCUGCACUGAGAUAUUAUUCGACGAAUGGGGAACGUCCGGCAAGAUAAGGCCCACCCUGGGACACUUGAAAUAUUUGCUAGCGAAGGCUGAACUUUUCAGAGCGGCUGACUAUGUGGCCGUGGAAUUAUUGCGCGAGGAACCUCCGGAAAGACCGAGCUUCGGCCCUGCCGCUUUGGUCACUACAGAUUUGACGGAAAUUAAAAAAAACAGCGGUUUUGAUAAAAUUGGGCCAGUAGAACCUGCGGCAUCAAUAGUACCCAGUAACGUUGCUCUACAUCAUCACUUCACGAAUCACCAACCUUCGAAAAAUGUAAUCCCAGAUAUAGUGAUAAGCGAAGUGAUUGAUGUCACUCCAUCUGAUAUAAUCGAGGUGCCCAUCGUUAAAGUAAAAUCGAAACCCGUAUCUGACAUGAUGAAGUUUUCUUCUUCCGCAUCUGAAGAUGUCACCAACGAGCUAGAAAGCGGGAUAAUUCCCGAGAUUUCGUCGCUACUAGAGUCGCCAGGACCAAAAGAGGCUUCCGAAUCCACCGUAGAUAGCUCGGAAAGUAACGAAUUAAGUUCGUCUUCUUUCAAGGGCCUAACAGGUUCGUUCGCGCCCCCUAUCGCCGAUUUGUUGGCACCCGAAUGUAGUGAAAGUGACUUAAACUUCAUCCCGGCCUUGAGCGCCCUUAAUCCUGUAUCCGAAGGCAUACCGAACUUCGAAAUGCUGCAAGCGAGCGAAGAGCAAAUGCAUUCUUCGAACUCGUCUCUGCAAUCAAGAAGCUCUUUCAACGUAUCGAACGGAACGGAUUUUUUGACUUCCAAGUGCUCGUCGCCUCUGCCAAAUUUGUACCUCAACACCGAGCUACCUCAUUUCACCUACGGCGAGCUAGCGGCCGCUACAAAUAACUUCAACGAAGAGGCCUACACGAACGUGGACAACGCGGGUCGGUUUUUGGGUUCCGGCGCGUUCGGGUCAGUUUUCUUGGCCCCCAAGUUGAUCGAUCGGCCCGUCGCCGUGAAGAAAAUCUUCUUGGAGAACGCGGAAUCCGUGAACGAGGACGAUGCCGUGACCAAACAGUUCCGUAACGAGGUCGAGGUCCUAUGCAAAUACAAGCACGAGAACUUGGUGUCGCUAUUGGGGUACUCGUGCGACGGCUGCACCUAUUGUCUGGUGUACGAGUAUGUGUCUGGCGGCGCACUCAAAGACAGACUUCAGGAUCCCAGUUGGAGGCUCAUGUGGAAGGAAAGGUUAAAUAUUGCAUUAGGAACCGCUAGCGCCGUCUCGUAUCUGCAUACGGGUUUUUCGACUUCUUUGAUUCAUAGGGACAUUAAAACCGCCAACAUUCUGCUAGAUUCGGAAGACAAUGCUAAGUUGUGUGACUUUGGACUUGUAAAACUUCUUCCUAGUCAAAAAACGAAUACGCACACUGCUGCGUAUGGAACCUCAGCGUACAUGUCCCCUGAAGCUCACAGAGGCGAUAUUUCCGUUAAAUUGGACACGUUCAGUUUCGGGGUCGUUCUUUUAGAACUACUAACUUCCUUGCCCCCAAUCGAUUACAAUCGACAAGGAUACGAUAUUGUGACGCAUGUGGAGGACCACUGUGACGAGAGUAUAACGCCUUUGUUGGACACCAGCGUUGGGAGUUGGCAGGAAAACGAUAUAAAUUACGGACAGAAAUUGUAUGAACUGGCCCAAAAGUGCCUUGAAGAAAAAAAGAAAAGACCUAGUAUGGUUGAGGUGCGAGAUAUAUUGAACGACCUCAUUCCUCUUCCCUUGUCGCAUUGA
Messenger RNA from Cylas formicarius (sweet potato weevil), 2126 nucleotides. RefSeq names its product interleukin-1 receptor-associated kinase 4-like. Gene Ontology annotation, cellular component: plasma membrane. Gene Ontology annotation, biological process: protein phosphorylation. The transcript has 6 exons. NCBI's taxonomy places the organism in Eukaryota, Metazoa, Arthropoda, Insecta, Coleoptera, Brentidae. Gene Ontology annotation, molecular function: protein kinase activity; ATP binding. Bases 126 to 2126 code for a protein of 666 amino acids. The record is from RefSeq and is a predicted model, not a curated record.